Closterium sp. Naga37s-1 is the source of this 2154-nucleotide messenger RNA. The record is from the annotation of a GenBank genome assembly. NCBI's taxonomy places the organism in Eukaryota, Viridiplantae, Streptophyta, Zygnematophyceae, Desmidiales, Closteriaceae.
AUGCCCGUCGCCCUCCCUAGCGCGCGUCGCACUCCCUUCCGACGUCGCCCUCCCUUCCGCCCGUCGCACUCCCUAGCGCUCGUUGCAUCCCCUUCCGCCCGUCGCCCUCCCUUCCGCCCGUCGCCCUCCCUUCCGCCCGUCACCCUCCCUUCGUCUCGUCGCCCUCCCUUCCUCUCAUUGUCCUCCCGACCGCCCGCCGCCCUACCUUCCCCUCGUCGCGCUCCCUUCCGCCCGUUGCCCCCCUUUGUCUCGUCGCGCUCCCUGCUGCUCGCCGCCCUCCCUCCCGCUCGUCCCCUCUCAAUCCCCAUAUCUCUCUCCCCUCGUCGCCCUGGCAUCCCCGUUACUGUCGCCAUCCCUCCCUUCUCCCUUCCCAACUCCCACACUUGUCACGCCCCCUUUCCAACCCGCACACACCCUUCCUUUCCCUUUCCCUGCUUUCCCAUGUUCCUUUCCCUGCUUCCCCCCAUCCCCUUCCCUGCUUCCCCCCAUCCCCUUCCCUACUUCCCCAUGUCCCCUUCCCUGCUUCCCCCCAUCCCCUUCCCUGCUACCCCCCAUCCCCUUCCCUACUUCCCCAUGUCCCUUUCCCUGCUUCCCCCCAUCCCCUACCCUUUUUCUCCCCAUCCCUUUCCCUGCUUCCCCCCAUCCCCUUCCCUGCUCCCCACCAUCCCCUUCCCUGCUUCCCCCCAUCCCCUUCCCUGCUUCCCCCCAUCCCCUUCCCUACUUCCCCAUGUCCCCUUCCUUGCUUCCCCCCAUCCCAUUCCCUGCUUCCCCAUGUCCCCUUCCCUGCUUCCCACCAUCCCCUUCCCUGCUUCCCCACCAUCCCCUUCCCUGCUUCCCCCCAUCCCCUUCCCUGCUUCCCCCCAUCCCCUUCCCUACUUCCCCAUGUCCCCUUCCCUGCCUCCCCCCAUCCCAUUCCCUGCUUCCCCAUGUCCCCUUCCCUGCUUCCCACCAUCCCCUUCCCUGCUUCCCCACCAUCCCCUUCCCUGCUUCCCCUCAUCCCCUUCCCUGCUUCCCCCCAUCCCCUUCCCUACUUCCCCAUGUCCCCUUCCCUGCUUCCCCCCAUCCCAUUCCCUGCUUCCCCAUGUCCCCUUCCCUGCUUCCCACCAUCCCCUUCCCUGCUCCCCACCAUCCCCUUCCCUGCUUCCCCCCAUCCCCUUCCCUACUUCCCCAUGUCCCCUUCCCUGCUUCCCCCCAUCCCCUUCCCUACUUCCCCAUGUCCCUUUCCCUGCUUCCCCCCAUCCCCUACCCUUUUUCUCCCCAUCCCUUUCCCUGCUUCCCCCCAUCCCCUUCCCUGCUCCCCACCAUCCCCUUCCCUGCUCCCCACCAUCCCCUUCCCUGCUUCCCCCCAUCCCCUUCCCUGCUUCCCCCCAUCCCCUACCCUUUUUCUCCCCAUCCCUUUCCCUGCUUCCCCCCAUCCCCUACCCUUUUUCUCCCCAUCCCUUUCCCUGCUUCCCCCCAUCCCCUUCCCUGCUCCCCCCCAUCCCCUUCCCUGCUUCCCCCCAUCCCCUUCCCUGCUUCCCACCAUCCCCUUCCCUGCUUCCCCCCAUCCCCUUCCCUGCUUCCCCCCAUCCCCUUCCCUGCUUCCCCCCAUCCCCUUCCCUGCUUCCCCCCAUCCCCUUCCCUGCUUCCCCCCAUCCCAUUCCCUGCUUCCCCCCAUCCCAUUCCCUGCUUCCCCCCGUCCCCUUCCCUGCUUUCCCAUGUCCCCUUCCCUGCUUCCCCCCAUCCCCUUCCCUGCUUCCCCCCAUCCCAUUCCCUGCUUCCCCCCGUCCCCUUCCCUGCUUUCCCAUGUUCCCUUCCCUGCUUCCCCCCAUCCCCUUCCCUACUUCCCCCCAUCCCCUUCCCUGCUUCCCACCAUCCCCUUCCCUGCUUCCCCCCAUCCCCUUCCCUACUUCCCCAUGUCCCCUUCCCUUCUCAAGCCUUCCCUUCCCGAUCAACUCCUUUUCAUGCCCUCCCCUUCCCCCUCACUCCUCACCUUCUGCCCUCUACUUCCCAUGCAUGUGCACCCAUCUCUAUUUCCCCGUUCAUGCUUUCAUCAUGUGCGCUUGCUUGUAUUCCCCUGCCAUUGUUCCGUUGCACCUCACACCACCUCCCCCAUGUUUCUUCACGCAAUUCUUUCUUUCUUUCUCCCCUCUCUCAGUGAUGCAUGGACACUAA